This is a messenger RNA of Ichthyophthirius multifiliis, 972 nucleotides long. RefSeq names its product WD repeat protein. Gene Ontology annotation, molecular function: dynein heavy chain binding; dynein light chain binding. Gene Ontology annotation, biological process: intraciliary transport. The record is from RefSeq and is a predicted model, not a curated record. Gene Ontology annotation, cellular component: ciliary plasm; cytoplasmic dynein complex. The transcript is spliced from 3 exons. NCBI's taxonomy places the organism in Eukaryota, Ciliophora, Oligohymenophorea, Hymenostomatida.
AUGGUUAGAAAACAAAAAAGCAGGUUCUAUGCAAAUAAGUUACAGUCUACUUUCAUUAAGUACAGAUGGCAAAAUUUUAUUAUGGGAUAAAUUAGAAGAAAAUGUGAACUAAAAUCCUUUAUAAUAUCCAACAAAGGGUUAUUUUUUAGUUCGAAAAAAGAUGGUGCAGUUGUAAGUGUAGGUGGCUUAUGUUUUGCACAGUCAAAUGAAGAUAAGAAUACAUUCGUGAUCGGUUCUGAGGCUGGCUCCGUAUUAAGAGGAGUAAUAACAGGUUCAACUAUGGAUUCUAAGAAUAAAAAUAUAUUAGAAUAGCAAUAGGGGAACACGAAAAUAACUUGGAAAUAAAAUACAAAUAAUUUUAUGAUGAAUAUAUUCAACAAAUAUAUUUUAGAUAUAAAAAUGCAUGUCGAAAAAUACUGUUUAAAUAAAGGACUAAAAGAAGUUGAUUGUGAAAAUAUUUUCUCUUCUAAACCUGAUAUUCGUAAAACGUAUAUUAAUCCUGUAGCUUUUGCUUUUGAACCUCAUAUAGGUCCUGUUUAUUCUAUUUAAUUUUCACCUUUUAUUAGGAAUUUAUUUAUUACAGCUUCUUUAGAUGGUGCUGUUAAAUUAUUUGAUCUUUUAUACGCUAAACCUCUUUUUAAUGUUGAUAAUUUUGGUAAUUAUAUUUUUAAAUCAUAAUGGUCACCUACAAGGGCAUCAGUUUUUGGAACAGCACUUUCAAAUGGAGAAGUUCAUUUUUACGAUUUAUUGGAAAAUAAAAAAGCACCCGUUUAUAUUAUUGAUGGUAAAGACAUGGAGUAAGGAAGUUAAGCAAUUAACAUUAAGUUUAAUUUUAAAUAAAACGAUUUAGUAGCUGUUACAUACACUAAAUGCAAAAUAAAAAUUUAUUAAUUGUGCGAUUAUUUAGUUUAACCGAAAAAGGAUGAACUUUAAAAGUUUUAGCAAUUAAUUGAUGAAUUUAAAAAUUAAUGA